AUGCUCAAAAAAAAUCAAAAAUCUAACAAUCAUGGUUGCUCUGCGUUAUUAGUUAAAGAAAAACUACCACUACAAAAAAGACAGAAUACUACUCAAACAACUGAACAAGAAGCUGUCGCUGAAAGCUCGAAUAUUGUACAACCUCCUGUUAUUACUAUGGAAUGCUGA
Messenger RNA from Funneliformis caledonium, 168 nucleotides. NCBI's taxonomy places the organism in Eukaryota, Fungi, Glomeromycota, Glomeromycetes, Glomerales, Glomeraceae. The record is from the annotation of a GenBank genome assembly.